AUGAUCCUGCCUUUCAUUAAUCCACCCAUCACCCCCUGGAAGCGGCGGGCUGCCGCGUGCCGGGUGCCCUCCGCCAGCGGGUUUCUCCCCGCUGCGGCCAACUGCCCUAGCACCUUCCGUCUGCCUCCUUUCGCAAAAAGGCGGGGGUCCUCCCUUUGCGGGCAAAGGGUUGUCCCGGAAGGCUUCCUCCGACCCCUUUUUCGGCCCACGUUUGGCCCCGCAAGGGCGUUUCAUCGCCGCGUAAGGGAAGGUGCACCCCCCCCCCCCCCCCAGACCGCCGGCCAGCGCACCGCAGUGGGAGCGCUCCGCCCCUCCCUUCGUCCUGUGGUGAGCCGGCGCACGGGGGCAGGGGUCCCUUCCUCGCCAAAUCCUCGUUCUCACGGCUGCGGGGCCGCCGUGUCCGGGCGGGCGCCGAGCCCAUGCGAUCGCACCGACACCCCGUGGGUCUGCGGGCUCUGCGCAGUCGUGGCCUUCCUACUCGCUGCCCCCGCAGACCUCGCAACACGGCCCAGCGCCUGCGCGAGCACUGUGGAAGAACUUGUGCGCAGGGUGGUGGGAAGGCGGGUGGCAUCCGCGACCAUUCAGACCGCGCAAGGUUCGGAAUGCGUUGGUGGGGUGGCGCUCCAUAGCUACCUGGGGGGGCCGAGGUGUUCUGGGCUGUGCUUGCCGUUCCGUAGCUCCGCGGCGUCGGCCUCGCGCGGGCAAGAACAGGCCCCAUGCGAAUGCCACAACGACCACACACGCCUUCAGUUCCACGGGGACAAGUGUGAAGCAAGCGCUGGAGAGGCGCUCCAAUGCCACAGUUCAAU
Trypanosoma rangeli is the source of this 809-nucleotide messenger RNA. RefSeq lists its product as uncharacterized. The record is from RefSeq and is a predicted model, not a curated record. NCBI's taxonomy places the organism in Eukaryota, Euglenozoa, Kinetoplastea, Trypanosomatida, Trypanosomatidae. The transcript has a single exon. The annotation marks the transcript as partial.